This is a messenger RNA of Acanthosepion pharaonis, 699 nucleotides long. Lineage: Eukaryota; Metazoa; Mollusca; Cephalopoda; Sepiida; Sepiidae. The record is from the annotation of a GenBank genome assembly.
AUGGAGUGGACGAAGUUGGAACGCGCUUUCGCUGUUGAGGCAUUUUUUUUUUCAAGCGGUCGCUCAAUCGUCGCAACGCAACGUGCAUUCCGUAGACAUUUCAAUAUUGCCCCCCGUGGUCGUGUUCCUGGCCGGCAGUCGAUUGUUUCAUGGUACAAUUUCUUUCUUUCUUUCUUUCUUUCUUUCUUUCUUUCUUCAUAUCUAUCUAUCUAUCUAUCUAUCUAUAUAUAUAUAUAUAUAUAUGUGUGUGUGUGUGUGUGUGCAUUUUUCUUUUAUCUAUCUUUCUCUCUUUUUCUGUCUGUCUGUCUAUCUAUCUAUAUUUCUUUCUUUGAUCGAUCUUUCUCUCUUUUUUUAUCUAUCUAUCUAUCUAUCUUUCUUUCUUUCUUUCUUUCUUCCUUCCUUCCUUCUAUCUAUCUAUAUUUAUUUAUUUCUUUUAUCUAUCUUUCUCUCUUUUUCUGUCUGUCUGUCUAUCUAUCUAUCUAUAUUUCUUUCUUUGAUCGAUCUUUCUCUCUUUCUUAUCUAUCUAUCUAUCUAUCUAUCAUUAAUUUAUCUAUCCUUCUUUCUUUCAUUCUUCUAUCCUAUAUUUCAUUCUUUUUUCUAUCUAUCUAUCUAUCUAUCUAUCUAUCUAUCUAUCUUUCUUUCUUUCUUUAUCUAUCUAUCUAUCUAUCUAUCUAUCUAUCUAUCUAUCUAUAUCUCUAA